CAAAAAACUGCAUCGGUUUAUACAAAGCAGCCCCUUGUUUGUUGGGAUUUUGAUGGACUUAUGACCAUAAGGAAACUUGGGAAAAUAAGCAUAUUUCUUUGACAAGCUCAAGGCUAACAUUUACCCUUAGACCAAAUCCACACAUUGAGCUAUAUUCUCUUCAGAGAGUUUCUACUCAUCUUAGAAUUCCUGAGAUGACAUUCUGUUAAGGUCUUUGAAGAAGCAAUCAUGAAAUUACAAUCAGUCUUUCGGAUUUUUAAAAUACCACAAAGUUACAAGUACACAAGUCCUUCUAGAAUUUCUAAAUAUGAAGGAUUCAGGAGUCUCAUGUCAGGCCCUUCACAGCACUUUGUUUCAUCAGACUCAGUGCAAGUUCUUGGUCAACUCUACUCUCAAGACAACUAUACUAAUGUGACCAACAGAAUCUUGUCAAAAGUGGGUAAAAAUCUACACAACCAAAAACAUCACCCUUUGUGGAUUAUUAAAGAACGUAUUAAAGACCACUUCUAUAAGCAGUACGUUGGACGCUUUGGAACACCACUCUUUUCUGUUCACGAUUGUCUUUCUCCUGUGGUUACUGUAGAACAGAAUUUUGACAGUCUUUUGAUUCCCCUCGAUCAUGCAAGCAGAAGAAAAGGUGAUAACUAUUAUGUAAAUGAGAAGCAUAUUUUAAGAUCGCACACAUCUGCUCACCAGAGAGACUUAAUCCUUUCUGGCCUUGAUGCCUUUCUGAUUGCUGGUGAUGUUUAUAGACGAGAUGAGAUUGACAGCAGUCACUAUCCAGUUUUUCACCAAAUGGAGGGUGUGCGUAUCUUUUCAAAACAUGAGCUGUUUUCAAGUGUCACAAAUGGAGAGGAACUUUGCUUAUUUGAGAGUGGUAUCCGUACUGUAGAGAAACAAGAACAUCAUACUCUGGAAGCAGUAAAGCUAGUUGAAUUCAAUUUAAAGCAGACUCUCAGCAAACUUAUGUCACAUCUCUUUGGGGAAGAAAUUGAAAUCAGAUGGGUUGAUUGUUAUUUUCCAUUUACUCAUCCUUCAUUUGAAAUGGAAAUCAAGUUUCAAGGAAAUUGGUUGGAGGUUCUAGGAUGUGGUGUGAUGGAGCAGGAGCUUGUCAAUUCAGCUGGUGCUCAUAACAAGAUAGGAUGGGCAUUUGGCUUGGGACUGGAACGACUUUCAAUGAUCUUGUAUAACAUCCCAGAUAUCCGGCUCUUUUGGAGUGAGGAUGAGCGUUUCCUGAAGCAAUUCAAUGUUCCACAUAUUGACCAAAAAGUUAUCUUUCAGCCACUGAGCAAGUACCCACCACUGGUCAAUGACAUCUCUUUUUGGUUGCCACGUAAAGGAUUCUCCGAAAAUGACUUUUUGGAUUUAGUACGCACAGUUGGAGGAGACUUGGUGGAAAAGGUGUCUCUCAUUGACUGUUUUACUCAUCCAAAGACAAAAGAAGUCAGCAACUGCUAUCGUAUCACUUACCGUCACCCAGAGAGAACCUUAACCCAAGAAGAAGUGCGAAUUGUCCACAAAGCAAUUGAAAAUGGAGCUGAACAAGAACUUGGCGUUAAGGGAAGAUUUUGAAGCUAAGCAUGCGGUGCCAGUGAGAGAUGUUUGCCAUUCUCAAGUUUAUUCUGACAUUUUGCAGAUCCAGUGCUUUGACCUCUAAUAAAAUCUUUACUUUUGA
Messenger RNA from Erpetoichthys calabaricus (reedfish), 1675 nucleotides. It is a transcript of the gene fars2, whose product is annotated as phenylalanyl-tRNA synthetase 2, mitochondrial. Gene Ontology annotation, molecular function: tRNA binding; phenylalanine-tRNA ligase activity; ATP binding. Lineage: Eukaryota; Metazoa; Chordata; Cladistia; Polypteriformes; Polypteridae. The coding region runs from base 229 to 1572 and encodes 447 amino acids. The record is from RefSeq and is a predicted model, not a curated record. Gene Ontology annotation, biological process: phenylalanyl-tRNA aminoacylation. The transcript is spliced from 8 exons. Gene Ontology annotation, cellular component: cytoplasm; mitochondrion.